ACCAAUCAGACGCCAACGCAGUGGCGGCUGCUGUAGGCCGACCAAUAGCGGCGCUGAGGCGUGCGGAUGGGGAGGGGCUUCCGCGGCUCCAGGAAGAUGGGAUAGACAGAAAGAUGGGCAGAUAGGAAAGCAUUUUUACUAUUUUACAUUUUUGAGUCAUUCAUCUUACGUUCUUUUCUUUGCCAGCAAGAAUGGAUGAAUGCUAACAUGACAGGAGAGAAAAAGAAGAAAAAGCGGUUGAACCGCAGCAUUCUUCUUGCCAAGAAAAUUAUUAUAAAAGAUGGAGGAAAUCCCCAGGGAAUAGGCGAGCCCAGCGUCUACCAUGCGGUGGUGGUGAUUUUCCUGGAGUUCUUCGCUUGGGGGCUUCUUACCACUCCCAUGCUAACGGUUUUACAUCAGACGUUUCCACAGCAUACCUUUCUGAUGAACGGGCUUAUUCAUGGAGUUAAGGGUCUGUUGUCCUUCCUAAGUGCCCCCCUGAUUGGGGCGCUCUCAGAUGUCUGGGGUCGCAAGUCUUUCCUACUUCUGACCGUCUUCUUCACCUGCGUGCCGAUACCCCUAAUGAAGAUAAGCCCUUGGUGGUACUUCGCAGUCAUUUCUGUGUCGGGGGUCUUUGCCGUCACCUUUUCUGUAAUCUUCGCUUACGUGGCUGACAUCACGCAGGACCACGAGAGGAGCACUGCCUAUGGUUUGGUCUCUGCAACUUUCGCUGCCAGCCUGGUCACCAGCCCGGCCAUCGGCGCGUACCUGUCCAGCGCGUACGGCGACACGCUGGUGGUCAUCCUGGCAACGGUCAUCGCCAUGCUGGACAUCUGCUUCAUCCUGGUGGCCGUACCAGAGUCCCUGCCGGAGAAGAUGAGACCAGCCUCCUGGGGCGCCCCCAUCUCCUGGGAGCAGGCCGACCCCUUCGCGUCGCUCCGGAAGGUGGGUCAGGACUCCACGGUUCUCCUCAUCUGCAUCACGGUCUUUCUGUCUUACCUUCCGGAAGCUGGACAGUAUUCCUGUUUCUUCCUCUAUCUCAGACAGGUCAUAGGCUUCACCUCGGAGACUGUGGCUGCUUUCAUCGCCGUGGUGGGGAUCCUGUCCAUCAUCGCACAGACUGUGGUGCUUGGGCUCCUCAUGCGUUCCAUUGGGAACAAGAACACCAUCCUGCUGGGGUUGGGCUUUCAGAUCCUGCAGCUGGCCUGGUAUGGAUUCGGGUCUCAGCCCUGGAUGAUGUGGGCAGCCGGUGCUGUGGCCGCCAUGUCCAGCAUUACAUUCCCCGCCAUCAGCGCCAUCGUGUCCCGCAAUGCCGACCCGGACCAGCAAGGAGUGGUGCAGGGCAUGAUCACGGGAAUCCGAGGCCUCUGUAACGGGCUUGGACCUGCGCUCUACGGCUUCGUCUUCUAUUUGUUCCACGUCGAGCUGAAUGAGAUGGACGCCGUGGACAGUCAAGACAAGGACACUAAGCUGAACAUGGCCAACCCGACUGACGAGAGUGCCAUCAUCCCAGGCCCACCUUUCCUGUUCGGGGCGUGCUCAGUGCUGCUCUCUCUCCUCGUCGCCCUCUUCAUCCCUGAGCACAGUAACCUCAACGUGCGGGUUGGCAGCUACAAGAGACACAACAACGGCACCCAGAGCUAUUCCCAAGGGCCGCAGACCGCAAGUGCAGAGGGGAAGGAACCGCUCCUGGAGGACAGUAGCGUAUAGCCGGGGUGGGGGCCGCUGGUGUCUCCCGUGGCCAGAGACUCGGUUGCUCGGACAGAAACGUCGGUGGGGUGUUUGGCCGAGCCAAGCACAGCUUCUGGCCUUACAUGGCGAGGAUCGGGAAGAGGGGCGAAGUCAGAGCUCGUAAAGACACACCGAGAGACCUGCGCACAUUUUGGGGGGGCCUGUACGCAUCACAAUUUACUCCGGUUUCUGGAAGCCUGGAGCUACACUUUGUGGGCUCUGAAUUCAGUUCAUUUAGGUUUGGGAAUAAAACAAUACAAUAGUUCAUGUUACACUUUUCUGCAAAUUUCCACCGGGAGAAAUUUUUGGCCAGUUCCAGAGUUCCGGAUUGUGCCAGAUUUUCACACAAACCGGAGUAAAAUGCGAUAGCUGCACAGCUGUGUAGAGGAUAUACAGUACAUGGUGAGUUUAUGUCCAAAAAUUCCUGCCCAAAGAACUAUGUGGAUUAAUAGUUUAACCAAAUGUAUUUUUAGUCUGAUUACGAGCUAUCCUGGUAAAGCUGUUUGAGCUAUUGCCAGUUUUGUUCUUCUUACCUGCCUCGUUGUAAACUGCAGUUACAUUUACAGCUGUAAGACAUAGAUGACCUCAACCACAAUAUAUCCUAUAAACGGUUUAGAGAUCCGCUACUGACCGCCAGAUCUCAUUUGAUGACUUUCCCUAACUAUUUAAGGCCUAGUGUACUGUUCAAAUUGUUGCUCUUUUUUGUACUUUCUGCCGGUUAGUUUGAGAAAGCAAUGAGACAAAGCAUGUCAAGGUCAAUUAUCAGUGGCAAAAGGCUGAUCUUUUUUAAUGCACCUGGUAUGUUUCCAUUUUCUUUAUUCUUAGCAACUCAUUUAACAAGAGAGUGCAAAUUUAACUGAUAGAAAAAGUUGCCUUUUAAAUCUUUUUAGUAUUACCCACCUGAAUGAAGAAUUAAAAUUCUGAAUAGGGUUAGUAAUGUCGAUGUCGCUCCCAUUGGAGCUAAUAUGCAUUUCAGAAUAUAAAUGUUUUAGGUUUUCUGUGUGCUUCUGUAACACCUCUGCUUUGGUACGGCUGGCAGCGCCACUCUUAUGAACAGGAGAUGCAGGGCCUAUCAGAGAGAAUACCAUGACUGUCAGACUGAUGAUUGGCUCAGCCAGUGAAGACACUUUCCCCAAGGACAGGCUCCUAUUGGUCAGUCCCCUGUUGGAGGCUGGGCAGUAUCACCCUACCGUUGUGAUAAGGGGGGUUUCCUGGAUACGUUAGAUGUUACAACAAAAAAAAAAGUAGGAAAUUCCUGGUGUGAAUUACAGUGGAAGAAAGAUUAAUGUAAAUGGAACAGUGACUGUUAAAAGGUGCGUGUGCCUCUGUAUGUAAAUAAAUGUUUUCAUGCAUUUAAGUGA
This is a messenger RNA of Brienomyrus brachyistius, 3071 nucleotides long. Its product is annotated as hippocampus abundant transcript 1 protein-like. The transcript is spliced from 12 exons. Bases 196 to 1689 code for a protein of 497 amino acids. Gene Ontology annotation, molecular function: transmembrane transporter activity. The record is from RefSeq and is a predicted model, not a curated record. Gene Ontology annotation, biological process: transmembrane transport. NCBI's taxonomy places the organism in Eukaryota, Metazoa, Chordata, Actinopteri, Osteoglossiformes, Mormyridae. Gene Ontology annotation, cellular component: membrane.